Molecule: messenger RNA, 1451 nt
Organism: Brachypodium distachyon (stiff brome)
Lineage: Eukaryota; Viridiplantae; Streptophyta; Magnoliopsida; Poales; Poaceae
Product: 1-aminocyclopropane-1-carboxylate oxidase homolog 2
Exons: 2
Coding region: 246-1337 (363 amino acids)
Source: RefSeq, a predicted model, not a curated record
AUCUUUUUGGAUUUGCCAUAUUCAUCUGAACGCAUAUGGACUGCUCCUGGUUACCAAGUCGUUGGUGCGUCAUCACGCUCCAAGAUUUGCUGGAGGAAGAAAAGUUGGAUACGCGGUAGGUACACUUCCUCCCUCCUUCUUCCCCGUCGCUGUCCAAAGCAGGCGUCCCCGUCGCGGCAGAUUUUCAGAACCACCAAUUCACGCUCGCGCCACCAACCAACCAUCCAAGAUCCAAGCACGCUGCCAUGGCGGGCGCCGCCGACUACGACCGCGCGGCCGACCUCCGCGCGCUGGACGCCACCUUCUCCGGCGUCCACGGCCUCGCGGCCUCCGGCAUCACCCGGCUCCCGCGCAUCUUCCGCGCCGCCGUCCCCGACGCGGCCGGCCAAGUCCAAGAGCCACCGCCGCCGCCGUCGCCGGCCGCUAUCCCGGUGAUCGACCUGAGCGGCGGCCGCGCGGCCACGGUGGCCGCCGUGGGGCGGGCGGCGGCGGAGUGGGGGUUCUUCCAGGUGACGGGCCACGGGGUGGCCCCCGAGGUGGCCUCCGCGGCGGUGCGGGCGGCCAGGGCGUUCCACGAGACCCCCGGCGGGGAAGGCAGCGAGAAGGCGCGGCUCUACUCGCGCGACCCGGCCAUGGCCGUCAAGUACAACUGCAACUUCGACCUCCACCAGUCCAAGCUCGCCAACUGGCGCGACACCCUCUACCUCCGCAUGGCCCCCCACCCGCCGCCGCCCGCCGACAUGCCGGACUCCUGCCGAGACGUGUUCUUUGAGUACGCCGAGCAGGUGAGGAACCUCUGGGACAAGCUCUUCGGGCUGCUGUCCGAAGCACUGGGCCUCAACACAAGCCACCUGUCUGACAUGGGGUGCAACAAGGGGCAGAUGAUCCUCUGCCACUACUACCCUCCCUGCCCGGAGCCCUCCCACGCCGUCGGCACCACCCGCCACUCCGACUCCGGCUUCCUCACCGUGCUCCUCCAGGACGCCGUCGGCGGGCUCCAGAUCCUCCACGGGGACCGGUGGCUCGACGUCACGCCGAUCCCCGGCGCGUUCAUCGUCAACGUCGGCGAUCUCUUGCAGAUGGUCUCCAAUGACAGGUUCAGGAGCGUGGAGCACAGGGUCGUCCUCGGUGCCGCCAAGGAUGCCGCCAUGGCGAGGGUCUCCAUCGCGUGCUUCCCCAGCGACCCGGAUUCGACGAGGGUGUACGGCCCCAUCAAGGAGCUGCUGUCGGAGGAGAACCCGGCGUUGUAUCGGGAGACGCUCGCGAGGGACUACGUCGCGCAUUACUACUCGCUCGGGUUAGGCCCUAAGAUGGCCAUGAAUGAUUUCCGUCUAUGAAUGAAUGAAUUUGAUGGCAAGACCUUUCGGGAAGAAAUUCAAGUUCGUGGGUGAUGUUGAUUCCAAGAGUGGCUGGCUUGUGUAUUCUCUAAUGCAUUGCCAGACGUUAAAUUA